GCAGGACUGCGGUGACCUUUUAAUCAUCUUAAAACAUUUUUUUUUUUCAUGAAUUUUGAGCAUCUGGACUUCUGGGUUAGACAGCAGAAAAUGAUACUUUUCAUUUUCACCUUGCUGUCAGCUCAAGUUGGCUGUGAUGACAGCAUUGAACUGAAAGGAUACAGAGGAGGAAGUGUCAUCAUAAUUUAUAAAUAUGAUUAUCUCAAAUACAGCAAUCACACAAAAUAUUUUUGCAAGAUGAAAGAAGGGGAUUGCAAAUACAUCGUUUCUCAGACAGAGAAAAAGCAGGAUCUUAAAGGAAAAUUCUUUGCCCUGGAUGAAAUUCAGUCUGGAGUUUAUAACGUGCUCAUUAGGAAUCUGAGCCAGGAGGAUGGAGGAACGUACAAAUGUGGAGUGACAAACCAAAAUGACUCACAGUUAAACGUGAAGCUGGAGGUGAAAAAUGGUCUAUAUUAUGGGAAGUCAUUUUCACAGACGACUUAUCCUGGAGACACUGUUACCUUCAGCUGUACAUAUCCAAAAGAGCAGAAGGAUCACAUUAAAAGCGUGUACAGAGUGGCCAGUCAGUACAUAUCUGCCAUCAUCUUCACUUAUACAGACUAUGAAAAGGGAGACAGGUACGUUCUUCGCGUUUCCAAAGAGGAUAAAGUCAUCAAUAUGAGCAUCAACAACAUGACAGUGGAUGAUGGAGGACUUUAUCUGUGUGGAGUUUUCAACAAAGAGUCCUCAUAUGUGUCUGUCUUCAGUGAAAUGCAGCUUCAAGUUAUUGCACCUGCAAACAUACCACCUCCAGGUUCUUUGGCCAUCAGCAUCACCAUGGGUGUAGGCGUGGCUUUGCUGCUAAUCGCAGGAUUUGUGCUGAUCUUCUACAAACUGAGGUCCACAAAGGCAAAAGCAGAUGCCUCCUCGCCAGCCAACAGAGAAAACCGUGUGAACAGAGAGGGUGCCAAUUCUACCUAUUAUGAGGAGAUUCAGGAUCUACAGGUCACUACUCUUUAUUCCAUCGUCCAGAAACCCAGAACUCAUCACAGCUCUCCAAAUCCAGCUGGUAGAUCUACCACUUCACCUCCAAACGCUGCUAAGCAGGAUGUCUACUCUUUGGUCCAACUUUCCAAAACAGAAAUGGAAUGAAAACAAUAAUAAUCACAUUUUUACGCAUUUUAAUUGUGAUAUAAGUGCAUAUAAAUAAAGCAGGUGGUAGUGGAGUUAAAAGAGCAGUCAUACAUGUAUGAUUUACCCACUUACCCUCCUAUUUGUCAACUAACACCUCUGAUUUACUGAGUAACCAGCCAGUUUAACCACUAACCCGCCGAUUUAACCAAUAACCCCUCCAAUUUAUCCACUAACCCCUCCAAUUGACCCACUAACCCUCUGAUUUAACCAAUAACCCUUCGAAUUUACCCACUAACCUUCCGAUUUAUCCACUAACCCCUCUGAUUUACCCAUAAAGCCUCUAAUUUACCCACUAACCAUCUGAUUUGCCCACUAACCCUCUGAUUUAGCCAAUGACCCCUCCGAUUUACCCACUAACCCCUCUGAUUUACCAGCUCACCUCUCUGAUUUACCCACUAACACCUCUGCUUUAACCACUAACUCACUGAUUUAACCAAUACACCCUCUGAUUUACCCACUAACCCCUCUGAUUCACCCAUUAACCCCUUUCAUUUAUUUAUUAAUCCUGAGUUUUACCACUGAUUUACUUACAAACUCUCUGAUUUAACCAAGCAUCCCUCUUGUUCCUCCACACACACAGUAAUUUAUCCACAUACCCAAGUAAAAAUAGAAAUCACAUGAAACAUUGUAUGAUCAGUGUAUGAAACAACAAUAUUAUGACACUUCCCGUUAAAGUUUCAGAAGUGGCUGAAGGAGGGAAAGUCUGUUCUGCUUUUUGUAACCAUUACUGUUUACUAUGUUUAUGCUGUCAGCACAUUUGAAAUUAGUCACGAAUGUUGCGUGUAUGAAGUAUAAUUCUUAUCUUUAAAGACUUAACACAUCAGACAUUUUCUUUUUGUAAAAAGUUUACUAUGAUGAUGACAGUCAGGUUCUUUAUAGCACUGGUGACACCCCACCUCAGAAACUGGUCCAUGCAGGUUUUGUCCUUUCUCACUUUGACUGUUACAAUGCAGCAGCCUCAGGACUUCCUACAAUGUGUGUAAAAUGUGGAAGCAUGAAUAUUAACAUUUUUCAAUAACAAGAGAAGUUUUAGCAUCAGUCCAUUGAUCACUUGCUUCCCAUAAAAUUGACUUUUACAUUGUAUCACUAGUUUAUAAAUCUCAUGAUGGCAAAGCACCUUCAUACACAGAGGUCUCCGAUACUGUAAAUAGUGAUCCUGUUUGUCAUCUAAUGUUUUCACAUUCUCCAUUUUUAGGUUCUGUCUAUCGCUAGGGGAAAAAUAAUAAUAAAUUUAAUUAGUUUUGCAUUAUUUUCAUUAUUUUUGCUGGUAUAUUAUUUUCAUUGUGUUUUUUUUCCCAAGUUUUAGUUUGUUAAUCUAAUAUAAACCAAGCUCAGGAUCAAUCCUGAGGUCAGGUUACUGUUUGUGUGAGGUUUUGCAUGUUCUUUACAUGUCCAUGAAAGUUCUCAGGGUUCUCCGGUUUCCUCCAACCUCCGCAAAACAUGCCAGUUGGUAAAUUAGGAAGAUAAAUUACUCUUAAGCCAGUAUCUCACUGGGCAGCGACAGCUUGCGACAAAUUGCGAACACCAUUCGCGAGAGAGUUUCAAAAGUGUCUUGAAAUAUUCACGGGGCUUCUCAAUUUCCUCGCAUGAGUCGCAAAGUGUCGCUCCUUCAUUACUGAAAUUUUGAACAUGUUCAAAAUAUUCGUGUGACAUAAUUUCUCUCAAAGUAGCCGCAAAUGUGUCGCUGGUGUCGCAAAGCUGUCGCAAACCCUUCUCAAGUCAGUUUCCGUGAGGCUUCCUCUACUUCCCUGCCUGCCGAGGGAAAGCCGGGCUGCGACAGCCUGCGACUAGUUGGAGACACAACAAUUGUGGUAAAAUAUGCGAAUAUCAAUUCAGUGUGAUUCCAAGUGAAAACUGUCGCUAAUUCGCAUAUUUUUUCGCAAUUCUUGUGUCUCGAACUAGUCGCGGGUUGUCGCAGCCCAGUGAGAUACUACCCUUAGGUGUGAAUGUGUGUGUAUGUUGUACACUGUGAUGGACCAGAGACCCAUCCGGGGUGUAUUCUCACCUCACACUGGUGUUCCUGGGAUGGGCAUGGGAUCCAUUGUGACCCUGAUCAGGAUAAAGCAUUUCCUGAAAGGGAGUGAGAGUGUUAAUAUUGAUAUUGCUAUGUUUUUACUAAUAUUUGACUAUAAUUCUAAUUUUAUGAUUAUUGCUUCCUUAUUUUAUGCUUUCUUCAUCAUAUCGUAAUUCACAACAUUUUAAAUGCAUGAAAUAUUGAUUCUGAAAUUGUGUAUGUUCUAUCCGGGAUCUUUUAUUGCAAAGAAACUGGAUAUUACAGUAUGUUUGUAAUGGCCGUAUGUGUCUGUAUUGUUUGUAUUUUCCUGUUAUAACAAUGGUUGCUGCUUUCUUGACCAAGUCACUCUUGAAAAAGAGAUUUUAAUGUCAGUGAGCUUUUUUUUACCUGGUUAAAUAAAGGAUGAAGAUGAUGAUGA
Molecule: messenger RNA, 3605 nt
Organism: Neoarius graeffei (lesser salmon catfish)
Lineage: Eukaryota; Metazoa; Chordata; Actinopteri; Siluriformes; Ariidae
Product: polymeric immunoglobulin receptor-like
Exons: 7
Coding region: 49-1131 (360 amino acids)
Source: RefSeq, a predicted model, not a curated record